Messenger RNA from Gadus chalcogrammus (walleye pollock), 8563 nucleotides. RefSeq names its product phospholipid-transporting ATPase VD-like. Gene Ontology annotation, cellular component: plasma membrane. The record is from RefSeq and is a predicted model, not a curated record. The transcript is spliced from 23 exons. Gene Ontology annotation, molecular function: magnesium ion binding; ATPase-coupled intramembrane lipid carrier activity; ATP hydrolysis activity. Gene Ontology annotation, biological process: phospholipid translocation. Bases 570 to 4646 code for a protein of 1358 amino acids. Lineage: Eukaryota; Metazoa; Chordata; Actinopteri; Gadiformes; Gadidae.
ACGUGACUGUGAUCAGGUGACUGUGACCAUGUGACAGCACGGGUUCCUGGUGACCGUACGAUGGAUUAUGGUACAAAGAUAAGGUUUCAGAAACAAGAUGAAUUAUCCAUUUAGGGCGGAGGCUGACUGAGAUAGUAUUAUAUUUUCUUUAUAUUAUAUUUUAGUGCUAGUUGGAACACUAAGUGUUCAUUUGGGACACUUAUAAAUGUGAUGGUAUGAUGAGCGCAGACAGGUGAUUGGGAUGAAAGAGUGAAAGUGAGAGCACUCCGCUUUGUUUGCAAUGGGUGUUGGUCCCUGUGUACAGUAGAAACACUAGAGCUGUACACUAGAUCCUAGUUCUCUAAGUAGCCUACCGUAUGGACAUUUAACGUGUUAAAAACAACUAAGAAACUCUCACAGAUGAAUCCACGUCCUCGCACACCGAGCACGGAUGACAGCCAUGUGAAAUCUCCUUAGCCAUCCAUCACUGAGAGGGGGGGGGGGGGGGGGGGGGGGGGGAAGUGGAGCAGCGGCCACGCCCCACGGUAACGCCUGGUGGGGAUAUCCCCACUGAAGUGAAGAGGCUCAUCAUGGAGCGCCUCCAUUGGCUCGGGCAGCGCUGUCAGCAGAUGGUGGAUCAGGGCGGAGCUCGCGGCUGGUACUCAGCCCCUGAUGGGCCGCUUGGGGCGGGCGGCUGCCCCGUGACGUGCAGGCUGAGUGGGAAGCGGAGGACGGUGAUCGCCCGGCGCGGGCCCUACCAGGCCGAGUACCGGGCCAUAUCCAGGGAGUACCAGGGCAACGCCAUCCGCACCACCAAGUACAGCCUGCUGACCUUCAUCCCAAUCAACCUCUUCCAGCAAUUUCGCAGGGUGGCAAACCUGUACUUCCUGUUUCUGGUGCUGCUGAACUGGGUGCCGGCAGUGGAGGCCUUCCAAAAGGAGAUCACCAUGGUGCCUCUGCUGGUGGUCCUCAUUGCCAUCGCCUUCAAAGACGCUCUGGAGGACUACCGGCGCUACCUGUUUGACAAGACUGUCAACCACAGCCUGGUGCGCGUCUACUGCAGUAAGCAGAAAGCCUACAUUGACCAACACUGGCAGGAUGUCCGGGUGGGAGACUUUAUUCGCCUGUCCUGCAACGAGAUCAUUCCAGCCGAUGUGUUGCUGCUGUACUCGUCGGACCCGCGAGGCAUCUGUUACAUCGAGACGGCCAACCUCGACGGGGAGACCAACCUCAAACAGAGACGGGUAGUCUCAGACCUGCCCCUGCAGGGAUCGGAGCUGACUCCAGAGAGCUUCUAUUGUCGUAUUGAAUGUGAAAAUCCUAAUAAUGACCUGGGCCGGUUUCGAGGUUACAUGGAGCACUCCAGUAAGGUCCGCGUUGGUCUCCACAACGACAACCUUCUGCUGCGGAGCUGUACCGUCCGCAACACGCAGACCGUUGUCGGCCUCGUCGUCUACGCUGGCCAUGAGACCAAAGCCAUGAAGAACAACAGUGGGCCGCGGUACAAACAGAGCCGUCUGGAGAAGCGCCUCAACAGGGACGUGUUGUGGUGUGUCAUCCUGCUGUUCUCCAUGUGUCUGACAGCAGCCAUAGGGCAUGGUCUCUGGCUCCAGCGAUGGACUGAUCCCAUUUAUUCCAUCGCUGAGCAGGUGUCUCCUACACUGGCGGGAUUCUAUGUCUUUUGGACGAUGAUCAUCGUGCUGCAGGUGCUAAUCCCCAUCUCCCUUUACGUGUCUAUCGAGAUUGUGAAACUAGGCCAGAUCUAUUUCAUCCAGAACGACCUGGCGCUGUACAGCGAGCAGCUGGACUCAGGCAUACAGUGCAGGGCGCUCAACAUCACGGAGGACUUGGGGCAGAUUCAGUACCUCUUCUCCGACAAGACCGGCACUCUGACAGAAAACAAAAUGGUGUUCCAGUGUUGCACUAUACAUGGGGUGCAGUAUCCACACACACAGAAUGCGCGGAGGCUGGCUCUGUAUGAGGAGGAUGUGUCGGGUGUCCCGGGCCGCUCCCUGACCCUGCGGUCAGGCUGUAGCGUCAGGUCCCUCAGCUGUCGCUCUAUGAGCUGCGGCCACAGCUCCACCUCGCUGCACUCCCUGACCAGAGAGGAGGAGGAGCCCCAGGGAGGGGCGCCAUGCAGCCGCAUGGCUAAAGAAGUGAUCCCAGACCCUGAGCUGCUGAAGAAGAUGCGCUGCCUCCAGGCCACUAGCCUCUGUGGAGCUGAGGCCAGCUGCCUCCAGGCCACUAGCCUCUGUGGAGCUGAGGCCAGCUGCCUCCAGGCCACUAGCCUCUGUGGAGCUGAGGCCAGCUUAGAGUUGAACUCCAUCGUGGACUUCUUCCUAGCGCUGGCGGUCUGCAACAGUGUAGUGGUGUCCUCAUCCGGCCGGCCCUGUCACACGCACGCUGAUCUUCCCCACAACCUCACCUCAAGACUAUUGGCCCAGGGCGAGGCAGGGUCCCGGGGCGUGUCAGGGGCCCUGGGCGCGGCAGGGGUCCAGGGCGAGGUAGGCUCCUCCACCACAGCCACACCGUCGCAGGCGGGCGCCUCGCGGGAGAGCACACAACUUGGCCCAGGCACCGACCUGGUGAGGUCCAACGUGGCACUGGAAAACCCAAGGGACCCAACAGCAGAUGUGUUGACAGACAUGGGAAACCGAGAGGAGGGUGUUGGUGCCGUGGGGGCCCCCAAUGUUGGAACUGAACCCCUAAGAGUGUCGUCCCUGGAGGACCCGGCUUUUUGCCACAGUGGGCCGACGGCGGCCAAUGAGCAGCUCAUUUAUGAGGCAGAGAGCCCGGACGAGCUGGCCCUGGUGCACGCCGCCCGGGCCUACAACUGCACCCUUCGGGGCCGGUCGGGGGACGAGCUGGCCGUGGAGCUGCCGGGGGCCGCAAGCCGCCUGCACGUCAGCCUGCUCCACGUCCUGCCGUUCGACUGCACUCGCAGACGCAUGUCGGUGGUGGUGCGCCACCCGCUGACGGGGCGGUUGGUGCUGUACACCAAAGGAGCCGACUCGGUCAUCAUGGAGCUCUCCGAGCACCCAGAUGUGCCAGCCGGAGAGGGGUACGUUAAAAUCCGAGAACAAACCCAGAACCACUUAGACGCCUACGCCAGAGACGGCCUUCGUACACUCUGUAUCGCACAAAGGGUUCUGGAGGAGGACGACUACCAGGCCUGGCAGAAGGGCCAGCUGCUAGCGGAGACAAGCAUCGAGAACCGAGAGGAGCUGCUGCUGGAGUCGGCCCAGCGUCUGGAGACCAACCUCACUCUGCUUGGUGCGACCGGGAUCGUAGAUCGCCUCCAGGAGGAGGUCCCAGAGACCAUUGAGGCCCUGCAGAGAGCUGGCAUCAAGGUGUGGGUUCUGACCGGAGACAAGCAGGAGACGGCCGUCAACAUCGCAUGUGCCUGUAAACUCCUGGGACCCGAUGACCAGAUUCUGAACGCGAACUGCGGAAGUAAGGAUGCAUGUGAUACCUUGCUCCAGGACCUCCUCUCAGAGGUUCGAGGCACAGGGGAAGGACCUGGCAGACCAACUUUGGGCGAGGACAAAGCUUUGCCAGCCGCGGCCGUGGGGGGCUUCGUCUUGGUGAUCGACGGACGAACCCUGGAAUGGGCCCUCCAGGACGAGCUGAAGGGGGGCUUCCUGGAGCUGAGCCGGCAGUGCAAGGCGGUCCUCUGCUGCCGGUCCACACCCCUGCAGAAGAGCCAGGUGGUCCAGCUGGUCCGCAGCCAGCUCAGCGUCAUGACUCUGGCCAUCGGCGAUGGAGCAAAUGAUGUCAGCAUGAUCCAAGUGGCAGAUGUGGGCAUCGGGAUAUCUGGCCAGGAGGGCAUGCAGGCUGUUAUGUCAAGCGACUUUGCCAUCUCCAGAUUUAAACACCUGCGGAAGCUGCUCCUGGUCCACGGCCACUGGUGCUACUCUCGUCUAGCCAACAUGAUCCUUUACUUCUUCUACAAAAAUGUGAUGUACGUGAACUUGUUGUUCUGGUACCAGUUCAUCUCGGGAUUCUCGGGGAGCGUCAUGACCAACUCAUGGAUCUUGAUCCUGUUCAACCUGCUCUUCACGUCCGUGCCGCCCCUGGUGUAUGGCGUGCUCGACAGACACACGCCAGCCGACACCCUGAUGGAGCGACCUGAGCUCUACAGCUCCAGGCCAAGCUCUAAGGUCUAUGGUUCCUCCACGUUCUGGCUCACCAUCAUGGACGCCUUCUACCAGAGUCUGGUUUGUUUCUUCAUCCCGUACAUGGCAUAUGCAGGGUCAGACGUUGGGGUCCUGGCUUUCGGCUCCCCUGUCAACGCGUCGGCUCUCCUUAUCAUCUUACUGCACCAGAUCAUCGAGAGCCACACCUUGAUGUGGAUGCACAUCGCAGUGCUGGUGGGGAGCGGCGUCUUGUACUUUGUGUUCACGCUGCUGUUCAGUGUGUGGUGUGUGACCUGCAGCCCGCCCACUAACCCCCUGGGGGUGGAGACCCUGACCAUUUCUCAGCCUCUGUUCUAUCUGGUGUGUGCCCUGACCACCGUCACCGCACUGCUGCCAAGGGUCUUGAUCCGGGCUCUUCUCAGGAGCAGAAGCUCCUCUUUGGUUGGGAGGAACCCAACAGGCCCCAGGAAACUGCAAGUGUCUGCUGAAAACCCCGGACUGGAGCCCGAUGACCACCUGGUUGGGUCAUGACAAACAUAUUAUUACUCUUUUCACCCAUAUUUCCACAAGGUUGGCCAUCAUAAUGGGUCACAGAUUUGUUUGCUUAUUGGGAAGGCAGAGUUGUCGACUUUACACCAAGGGCUCAAGGAAGUAAGAGUCUUCAGUCACUAAUAACCAGCCAUAGCAAAAAACUAUUUCCAUCCGUUGUGAUACUUGUCACUGUAAAGUGGAACCAAAGUCUGACCAUCUCUGGUAAAGGGAUGUGAUGAUGUGACUGCUGUUGUUUAUAAUACAGGUAUUAUCUUUUCAUUUUUGCUACGUAAAAACCAAGAAGUUGCAGUUCGAUUUAGACUUCAAAGUGUGGAAAAAAUUAUCUAUCAGGGAUUUCCAAACAUAAAAUGUGUUAUUCAUUCAAUAUUGUUGAAAUGAUUCCAAAAGCAAAAGCUUUGAAAUGGCAAUUCAAUGUAACUUGCCCAAAUUAGGAACGAACAGUAUUUUCUACUAUGGGACACCGAUGCACCUAAGGAUGUUUGUAUUUGUUUCUGCUUUUAUUUGAUAUUUAUGUUAUGACGAAAGUUCUGUUAUUGCUCGGUUUUUUAUUUAAUUUAAUUUGAUUUCUUUAGGACACUCAGAAAUUAAAUGACAUUAGCAGUACAAAGGCCCAGAGGGUAUGUGUACAGUCUGACAGAGACAUGUAUUGGCCACUGUUUCUGUUCAAACAUUAAAUGCAAACCUUUGGCUCACAUUGGAUGUACAGCAGGCUGUUGUCAUGACUAGCCGCUUGUUGACUCACUAUUUUCCCCUAUUCCUUCAAUCUCCAAAAUGUCACAUUUACAAUGGGUCAGGCUGGUCUCAUACAAAAUUUGUAUAUCUUAAGAAAAGCUAUCCAAAAUGUUUCCUAAGAUACCUACGAAUGUCGACGAGUAAUCGGUGCGCCUGACCCCUCUGCGAAAACAAACAAGGUGGCUGACAUUUAUUUUAUUCUCAGUGGUAAAUGCAAUAUUUUAUAUAGAAUCAGCAUUAAAUGGGUUUGAUAACAUUUCUAUUAUGAAAGUUAUUCUGAAUAUUCUUCCAGGUCUCGCCUUACAUUGUUAAACCACACGGUUUCUAUCAUUGCUAUGGUGGGUGCUAUGGACGCGGCUAUCGCUGAGAACCAAAUAUGGCUGAAAUUUAUUUGAUGCUCAUUGGAAAAUGCAAUAAUAAAGAUUGUUUACGCAUUCAAAUGUGUUCAGAUACAGCUUUAUUGGCCAGGUUUGCGAACAAACAAGGAAUUUGACUUUGGUCCCUUGGCUCUCUAUGUACAACUCUCAACAUUUAACCUAUUGUUAAUGUAUAAAAAAGAAAAAACACAAAACAGAAAACAGUACAAAAAAAUAAAUAAUAAUAAAUAUAAAUAAACUGUUAAGUAUACAGAAUAACAAUACAAUAAAUAAUAAUAAUUAUAAUAAUAUAAUAAAAUAGAGGGUGGGGGCUAAUUCUGAGCGUUCAACAGAGAGACUGCUUGGGGAAAGAAGCUGACUUUGUGUCGGCUGGUUUUGGCAAACAGUGCCCUGUAUCGCCUGCCCGAGGGAAGGAGGUUGAACAUUUUGUGACCAGGAUGUGAGGGAUCUAGGGCGAUUCUUGUUGCCCUUUUCCUGACCCUGGACUGGUACAGGUCCUCAAUGGUGGGAAGGUCAGCUGCAAUGAUCUUCUCCGCAGCCCGUAUUGUCCGUUGCAGUCUGGCCCUGUCCCGUUUGGUGGCUGACCCAAACCAGACAGUGAUUGAGGUGCAGAUGACAGACUGAAUGAUGGCUGAGUAGAAGGUGGUCAGCAGCUCUUUAGGCAGAUUAAACUUCCUUAGUUGUGGCAGGAAGUAUAACCUCUGCUGGGCCUUUUUCUGGAAAGAGUAAAUGUGGGGACACCAUUUUAGGUCCUGUGAAAUGGUUGUAACUAGGAACCUAAAGGAAUCAACAGUGGACACUGUCGUUCUGGAUGGUGAGGGGGGGAGUGGGGGGGGGACUUCUCCGAAAGUCCACUGUCAUCUCCACAGUCUUGUUGUGGUUUAACACCAGGUGGUGCUGACUGCACCAUUGGACCAGCUGUUCCACCUCCUGUCUGUAAGCAGACUCUUCACCAUCCUGGAUCAAACCAAUGACGGGGGUGUCAUCUGCAAACUUCAGGAGUUUUACGGACGGGAUCUUUGAGGUGCAGUCAUUGGUGUAGAUGGAGAAGAGCAGCGGGGAGAGGACACACCCCUGUGGGGCGCCAGUGCUGAUGGACCGGGUUUUGGAAGAGAUGCUCCCCAGUCUGACAUGCUGCUGCCUGUCAAUCAGGAAGCUGAUGAUCCACUGACAGGUGGUGACAGGCACUUCGAACUGGGUGAGCUUCUGAUGUAGGAUUUCAGGGACGAUGGUGUUGAACGCCGAGCUGAAGUCCACAAACAGGAUCCUGGCAUACGUCGCUGGGUAGUCGAGGUGGUGCAGUAUGUAUUGCAGUCACAUGUUGACAGCAUCAUCCGCCGUCCUGUUUGCCCUGUAGGCAAACUGCAGGGGGUCCAGCAGGGGACCUAUAAUGUCCGCAGGGGACCUAUAAUGUCCAUGUUUUGAUCAAUAUCCAGCGAGAAAUAUGCCUUCAUAAUCAUUAAGUUGGUUCAGCGAUUGUAUGUUUAGUUGGUCAGUUGUUAACACAACUGCUCUUUGUGUUAUAUGCUCAUUUAGGGUUUUGAGGGAAUAUAAUCUUGGUAUGCUGUUCUUUUUUAUAAAACACAUGGAACCACAAGCUACAUCUGCCAACCCCCUCUCAUUUAUUUCUCCAUGUGCUUGUUUAAGACCUAUAGCCAUUAUUUCAUUUUCUGUGACAUGCACGCAUGCAUCCUAUAUUUAAUACAUGAACACAAUAUUCUGAACAACCCCAAAAAAUAUUGAUAGUUUUCUGUGAUAGGAGCGGGACACUGUGAUGAGGAACAUUAAUGUACUCAAUGUGGGCACAGUUCACAAUGCUAACGGAAUUAUACGUUUUAUGUAUAGGUUAAUUUAGACAAACCUAGAUGAGCAUUUAUCACCAAUAGUGCAGUUUAUUCAUGAUUUAGCCGGCUAGUACUCCAAAUCACAGCGCAUUGUUGUUAACGAUGAUACGUGUGGCAGCUGAACUACCUCCCGCUGGAUAAUGGACAGAUUCAAUGGUCAGACGCAGGCACCGGCUAGCCUAGGGUCACAAAUCUGCAAGGGGCCCUGGAUUGGCCAGAUUAUUUACAUUUUACAAAAAAUGUGACCCCUAGAUAUUUCAAGGCUGCCGAAUCUUCGUCUCACCUUGGUCGACAACUAAAUCAAUCCACCACAGCAGGAGGUCUGUCAGCUAACGGCUAACAUCGGCGCAGUUAAAACGGCUGUAGCCAUAGCUAGCUCUGGCCAUGUAGCCAAAGAUAGCUCUAGCCAUGGCGUAGACACCACCGAACAUGUAGCUUUGGCCAUGUAGCCGUAGCUAGCUCUAGCCAUGGCAAAGCCCCGACUGACCAUGCCUCAACAUCUCACUCACAUAAGGAGUUUGAGACAGAGGACGCCCGAAACACCGGUAACCACCAACGGCCCGGGAUUAUUCCUGAUGUCCCAGACCCACAAAUCUCUCCACAACGGUCUCACCUGUUGCUGCGGAGAGCAAACCACUGCCGCAGAUACAGCUUCCCAUAGCACGGUCUUUCAUGCUGGGAUAAAACAGAUCAACAACACGUGAGGAAAUACUGGGUUCAAAUGGGACCUGAAACCUGUCGGAAUAAAGUCAACUUUCAAGUAAACUGUCAUCCCUUCUCUCACUAAACAAUCUGCCUCAUCAGUCAGGCUUCAAGACUGCACACUCAAUUUAGCGCAAAACUUCUAAAUGUUAGCAGGUGGAUGUCUGACAACAAGUUAUCACUUCACUUGGGGAAAACAGAGUCCAUAUUGUUUGGAUCAAAGAUUAAAUGGAAAAAAGCC